AAGGGCACAAAAUCCAAUUUCAAUUUCAAUAACAAAGUCUAGAAUAAUAGGAUCAGCGAUUGCGAAUCAACUGAAAAUCGACAUGAAUUUGAAGUGCAGGACCAUUGAUUUCGGCUUGCUUUUGGUGGUGGCUGCCGUAGUUUGUCAGAUCGGAUUCUGUAGCGAAUCGCCGAAAUCCAUCAAGGUUGGUGGGCUACAAAACAGUCUCAAGAUUGACGAUAUCGGCCGCUUUGCUGUUCAAGAGCAUAAUAAAAAUCAGAACUCUUUGAUUGAAUUCGGAAGAGUCGUAGAUGCGAAAGAACAGGUAGUAGCUGGUACAAUGUACCAUCUUACAUUGGAGGCGGUCGAUGGGGGCCAAAACAAGAUAUAUGAAGCUAAAGUGUGGGUGAAGCCAUGGAUGAAUUUCAAGCAGCUUCAGGAAUUUAAGGAGGUUGAUGAUAACCACCCAAUCACAUCUUCGGCUCUUGGCGUUGAGCGUGUUUUAAAAAGAAUGGUUGCUUUCAAGUAUCGAUAAUAGACCGAGACCUAAAGGUUAUUGAGGAUUCUGUCGAGCCUCGACUGCUUCCGAAGUAAAGGGAAGAGAUCUUCAAACACAAUCAUCGUAGUAACUUAGUAAGCAAAAACUUGAAAGAAACUAGUAUCUUUAUGGCAUGUGAUAUACUGUGCCUGAAGCUGUUAGAACUUGAUGUGUAUAUUCUUGAUAAAUAUGAGAUAUUUGUGUAAAGGGGGCACCAUUUUAUGAGAGAAUAUGUCUGUGAUGUACAUAAUAUCGACUAUUACUAAUAUUUGUGGAUAUUUUUAUGUA
This is a messenger RNA of Salvia splendens (bonfire salvia), 805 nucleotides long. Its product is annotated as cysteine proteinase inhibitor A. Bases 83 to 514 code for a protein of 143 amino acids. The record is from RefSeq and is a predicted model, not a curated record. The transcript is spliced from 4 exons. NCBI's taxonomy places the organism in Eukaryota, Viridiplantae, Streptophyta, Magnoliopsida, Lamiales, Lamiaceae. Gene Ontology annotation, molecular function: cysteine-type endopeptidase inhibitor activity.